This is a messenger RNA of Candidozyma duobushaemuli, 2262 nucleotides long. RefSeq lists its product as uncharacterized. Bases 1 to 2262 code for a protein of 753 amino acids. The record is from RefSeq and is a predicted model, not a curated record. The transcript has a single exon. Lineage: Eukaryota; Fungi; Ascomycota; Pichiomycetes; Serinales; Metschnikowiaceae. Gene Ontology annotation, molecular function: protein binding.
AUGUACAACCUACGACCUUUGGCCGGGUCGUUGAGCCGAUUUCCGGUUCGGCCAAUGAUUUCCAAUAGAACUGUUUUUGUGAUGAGUAACGAGAAGAAGCGAAGAACGAAAAAAAUCGCCUCAAAACCAAAACCCAUAUCUAGGCCCGAGCCUCAGCCUAAGAGAGAAGAGCUCUCCAAGGCCGAGCAAGUCCAAAGAUUACAGCAUUCUAAAAGAUUAAGAGAGUUUGAGAAGCUCACUCGAAGUGUGAACUCUUACUUGGUGAGAAAAGAGACAUUGGGUGGGAAAUCACCCAGUACUUCAUUAGAUGAUCCUGCUGAUGAGGUAUACCAGUCUGUUCGAGAGAAACCCAUCAUUCAGAAAACAUCAAUUUCAAAAGCCGUAUCAGCCCCAUCGUCAUUUGAUCCCCUGAAGUCCACGUUAAGCUCUCCAGCGGUGGACCUACCUGAGCCCAUACAAGAGAGAUUGGGCCUCUCCUUGAAAUACCUUGUAAAUAAAGACCAUCAAGAUUGGGACGUUGUUCUUCGACAACUUGAGCAUGAGGGAGGAUUCAAAGGCCUCAUUGAAAGAGACGUGCGGAAGCUAGUGUACGCUAUUCCAAGACCUCAGCUUCACACUGUCUUUCCCAAAAUCGAGGAGCUUUUGGAAGCAGCUGGUAUGCAAAAAUCCCCAAAGAUCAUUAAUGCCUACAUGAAAAGUGUAAUUCAUCGUGGAACGGUGGAUCUGACCGAGAUGGAAGUCAUAGAAAAAUGCGUGGAGCAUAUGAGAAGAUUAACAAAGAAAGGUAAUCUCUCCCGAGAAACCUACGAAAUCUUGGUUGAAGCUUACGGAAAGAAUACAAACAUUGACAGAGUCAAUGAGAUAAUCACCGAGAUGAAGGAACUUGGUUUGGAACCGCUGAAAAAUGUCUACUCUAAUGUACUUGCAACCUGUGUUUAUAAGACAAAGUCUCACGACGCAGCUGUUCAGCUUUUUGACUCGAUGAAGUUUUUCUCCCAAAAGACACAACCAUCAACACGUGAGUAUCAAGACAUUAUCGUCAGCCAUGUCAAUAACAACGAUAUCGAGAAGGCGUUGGACUUGUACCAGGAGAUGAUUCUUGAAAAGGUCGAAGUAAACCAGAAUAUUGUGGUAGCUCUCGCAAGAGGUUGCUUCAACAGAGAAGAGUACAGGGUCAGGGCAUGGGAUUUCAUGUUUGAGGUUCACAAAAGAGACUGGACGCCAACCGUCCAAACUGCCGAGUAUAUGCUUUACUUGGCACUGAGAGAUGGCGACUUACCCUUGGCUCGUUCACUCUACCAGCAACUCAAUUUGGCGGGAAAUACGUCCCCACGCUCAUUUUCUUUUCUUCUUUUAGCCUAUGCCAAUGCGAGUCUCGAAGAUAAAACUCCGACGAUUCUCUACAAUGAGUCGGGUCGUCUGUUCCGUCAUAACAUCAUAAAUCAGACUGAGCUCCAUCCAAACGUUGACGACCCGAAAAAGGCGCUUCCUUUCUUGCCAAAGUUUUUCUUCGAUACCUUCGAUGAAGUUUUAGCAGAAUCCAGUGCCGUGAUGGCCCAUACAAUCAUGGUGAAUCGCCAUUUCGUCAACACAGAAAGUAUCAACACUUUUCUCAACGUUGCCGCUAACAUAGGCAGUCUUGAAGAAUUCAAGGACAGACUCGAGCUGUUCACCUACUUGGAUAGGGAAGGCGUUCCUGCUGUGAGAAGCAUCAUUGAGCCUGAGGACGCCAUCAUAGAGGAGAACGAAAAUGAAACUCAGGUCACUAAGGUAUCUAAUUCGAAGGCUAUCGCAAAAUCUCCUAUUCUUCAACAACUUGUUGACUCAUCCGCAGGGCGCUACAAGGUACCCAGAAACACAAUCACUUAUCUUAUUGCAUUGAAAGCUGCAGCUAAGCACAAGAACUACAAUCUUGCGCAAACCAUGUGGACCGAAAGAGGUCUUUAUAGAAAGUCUGUUCAUUGGAACAAACUUACCAGACAAGAAAAGGAUCGACUUGAUUUUGAUUUCGCCGUUGCUAUGGUCAACGCCCUUACUCAACUUGGGUUAUUUGACGAUGCUCUUGCAGUCAUUGUCAGUACGGAAUACCAGUUCAAGUGGAAGAGGCAUCAUUUCUCGCAAUUAUACAAAGAGGCCGUGGAGAUUGGUAACAGCAAGAUUACGCAAACACUCCGUGGCAUAGCGAAAAGAGCUCAGGUCAAUUUCGAAGGUAAGAUCCGCAGAAAAGACUAUAAAAGGUUUGUGAUGGAGAAUGGUUACUAG